ACUUUCGUGGUUUUAUUUUUUUUUAGGAACCUGGUAGUAAUUUUAUGCCUCAAAAUAUGUAGAUGAACUUCCUUCCUCAGGGACUUUAUUGAGGGAGAUUUCAAAAGCUGUGGGUUGUUUUUUUUUAUUGCUGGAAAGGUUUUAAUUAACAUUCUGCUUUGCCUUAAGGGCUGAAGGGAGAUCAUGGCGGCCUCGUAUAAGCUGGAUGAUGGGCAGUGUUAUCCCACCAACUGCUUUCCUGCUAAAAGCCUUCUGCAGCCUCGAUACGAAGAAGGCGCCGGUCACUGGCAGGUGGCUCGUCAUAAUGUGGAGAAAAGCAAGGCCGAAUGGCUGCUUGGCACGGAAGCUGCCCAGCCGAGCUGGCAAGAGUGUUUGCGGAAAGCUCAGUGCCCCAGGCCCCACAAAGUCCUCAAUGGGGCCCUGCUGAUUAAGCUCCACCAUGUGCAGACACCUUCGGAUUUGUGCUCCGUGAAUAUCAGCCACCAGAACUUCGCCUUGGCAAGAGAGAGAGAUUUUAUGCAGUUCGAUUCCGUCGCUUACAUCAACGCCACCGAAAACCUGUUGUCUUUAGAAACUUUCCGCAACUUUCCUGGCCUUCGGGAGCUGGAACUUUCUCUGAAUGGUCUGAGGAAUCUUAAAAUCAGGAUUGGGGAUUUUCCUCACUUGGAA
This is a messenger RNA of Thamnophis sirtalis, 669 nucleotides long. The record is from RefSeq and is a predicted model, not a curated record. NCBI's taxonomy places the organism in Eukaryota, Metazoa, Chordata, Lepidosauria, Squamata, Natricidae.